Messenger RNA from Akanthomyces muscarius, 345 nucleotides. RefSeq lists its product as uncharacterized. The record is from RefSeq and is a predicted model, not a curated record. The coding region runs from base 1 to 345 and encodes 114 amino acids. The transcript is spliced from 5 exons. Lineage: Eukaryota; Fungi; Ascomycota; Sordariomycetes; Hypocreales; Cordycipitaceae.
AUGCAUAUGUACUCGCGCCCCUUUGUGACGACGACUCUAUACCCGGGGCGGGUAACGUCUGAAAUACCAAUCGUGGCUGCAACAGCGCAGUUUUCUGGGCGCAGUGCAGUGGGAAGUGCGGUGUUGUAUGAAAUGAGCGAUUUGACGUCUCCCUCUGCCCGCUUCGCGACACACCACGGACAGGCAGCUUCGUGUCGACGGGUGCGGAGACUGGCCUCCCCGCCCACGGCCAAGCUGCUUUUCCCCCCAGCGAGCCCAGCUGAACCGCCCAGCAACCUGCAAAGCAAACUUGCUGGAUUAAGCAACGGCACUGUGCAGGAGCUGCGCGGUUGUGCAUUCGACUGA